GCGGGCGCGGAGCCGGUGGCGGAGCCGCGGGACGGUGCGGGGCCCCCGCCGCCCUCAGGGCGAAUCGGGCAUGAAGCGACGGCUGCCGGCUGCAGACGCCGGGCUGGGCAUUGACCUGCGCUGCCUGCCGCACUAAGGCGGCGACGAGCCCCGAGGCGAACCGAGGCGGCGCGGCGGGCCGAGUCCGAGGCGAGCCCCGCGGCUGUUCGCGAGCGCGACUGAGGCGGCAGCUGCGGCUUCUGCCGGCAGCCUCCCCCGGGCUGGCGAGGGGCUGCGCGGGGAGGGGGCCACGGCACCGCCCCCGCCUCCUCCCCUCCCCUCGCCCGGCCGGAGCUCCCCCGCGGCGGCGGGCGGGCGGUAUGAGCGCGGCGCUCUGAGGGACCGGCCGAGCUCGGCUUCCCCCGAGCAGCCUCCCCUGGGAGCCGCGGCGGCAGAUCGGACUCGGCUGGGACCUGCCAUGACUCCCCUGGCUCCUCCCAUGGCAUGAGCCCGUGCUCUCCUCCCCGCUCCGCCUGCUUUUGGUCUCUCUCCGCUCCCGGGCUGUCAGAUGGGAUAGGACACACCCGGGCGUGCGGGGCUCGACGCUGCCGGGGGGGAGCGGCGGAGGCAACCGGUGACGGCCGUCGGCUCGCCUGGGCUCGAAGAUGAGCUGGCGGUGGGCUCGCCAGCACUGGAACGGCGGCUCCUCCGUGCUGCUGCUGCUGCCGCUGCUGCUGUGCCACGGCCGGGUCCGGCCGGCCGGCGCCGACAACGCCAGCCAGGCGUACUACACCGCGCUCAUCAACGUGACCGUGCUGAGCCCCGAGCGCGGCGGCCCCACGCUGCUGCGGAUCGACCGCGGCCGCUACGGGCAGGACUCCCCGAAGGUGGAGGUCAAGGGGCUGCUGGUGACUCCCGUCCCUAUCAACGGAGUUGCAGAUCGUCUGGGCUGUGACCCUCGAACACGUUUCCAGGUGCCACCAAACACCAAGCAGUGGAUUGCUUUACUACAGAGAGGAAAUUGUACAUUUAAAGAGAAAAUACUGCGAGCAGCUUCACAUAAUGCCACAGCUGUGGUCAUUUACAACAAUGUAUCCAGUGAAGAACCUGUCACAAUGACUCAUCAAGGAACUGGAGACAUUGUUGCUGUCAUGAUUACAGAGUCGAAGGUUAAGGAGAUCCUGAAUUACUUGGAAAAGAACAUCUCUGUGCUGAUGGCCAUAGCAGUGGGGUCCCGUGUUCCUCCAAAGAACUUCAGCCGGGGCUCUCUAGUCUUUGUGUCAAUAUCAUUCAUUGUUUUGAUGAUCAUUUCUUCAGCAUGGUUAAUAUUUUACUUCAUCCAGAAGAUCAGGUACACAAGUGCACGUGACAGGAAUCAGCGUCGUCUUGGAGAUGCUGCCAAGAAAGCCAUUGGUAAAUUGACAACCAGAACAGUAAAGAAGGGUGAUAAGGAAACAGACCCAGACUUUGAUCAUUGUGCUGUCUGCAUUGAGAGUUACAAGCAGAGUGAUGUUGUUCGCAUUUUGCCGUGCAAGCACGUAUUCCACAAAGUCUGUGUGGAUCCAUGGCUCAGUGAGCACUGUACAUGUCCAAUGUGUAAACUGAACAUUCUGAAGGCACUGGGAAUUGUGCCCAACGUGCCGUGCACAGAUAACGUCGCCUUUGACAUGGAGAGGCUGACGCGGGGGCAGCCGGCGAGCAGGCGCUCGGCGCUCGGCGACUUCGGCACCGACAGCUCCCUCAGCCUGGAGCCCCUGCACACCUCAGGCAUGUCACAGCUGCCACAGGAUGGGGAGCUGACACCAAGGUCAGGAGAGAUCAACAUUGCAGUGACAAGCAGUCACUUCUUCCAUCGUAACUCUCUGUCCCCUCGAAGCCUGGUCUACGAGAGCGAGUUCUCAACCAUCGAGCCUGCCUUGGACAUGUACGACGAGAACAAAACCUGAAAGGAAUCCAUGCUCCUUCCUGGCCCUUUUUCCGUUUUUUUCAUUUCUCAUUCCUAUUGUUGUGUACUCUUUCCAUGGAUCUCCUUUGUCUGAAGAAGAGCUGCUUUUUCCAGAACACGAACCCGCCUUCUCGUUUGCACAGACGAAGACCAGCUGUGGUGGAUUCUGAGGGUGGCAUCUUUGAGGUGACAAAGAGCUGUGACAAGCAAGGUUGUCUGAUGGAAAUUGCUGAGUAACAGCAUGGGGAGCUGUGUCGGCCCAGCCGUGGCGAUGCAGGAGAGGUUUUACGGUGGCCCUAAGAGUUUGUGCUGAACUGCAAAUGCGUCUCUUACACAGGCAUCUGCUGUUUCCGAUUUUUAAGUUGUCCAGAUGGUUGGGCAAUGUCAGAAAGGGAACUGGUUGUAGAGGAGAUGGCCAGUGACUGGUAAAAGCACUCGUAUAUCUCGGUCAAUCCAUAACCUUACUGUGAAAUAACCCCUUCUGGGAGGGACCUUUAUAAGUGCAUUGAGUUUCCUACAACCCACUUAACCCCGGACAGUGGCAAGCCAGUCUGAUGUUCAAGCUGCAGAGAGGACCAGCAUUUGCAGAAAGAUUUCAAGGAACUUGGUGCUUGGAUUUUUUUCUCCAAUUUGAUUGAAGCAGGAGAAAAAUGGUAUACACAGAAUAUACUUUUGGUCCUUCUGUGUGCUGAAGUCAAGUGAGUCUCUCUCUGUAGAGAGGACAUUCACAGAACCAGCACUUGAUCUACCUAAAAAUGAUUAGACUUUUUGAAAUAUGCAGGAAUCAAAUUAGCUUUCUUUCUCACGUAACUUUUUUUUGGAAGGGUGGGGGGGUAAAAAUCCACCAAAUUUUUCACUGAGAUUUUUUAAAAGCCAGCAUGUUGGCAUUACACAGAGAAGAAAAGAGGUAAGCUUCUUAUCCCACUCUCCUGUUGAGAUCUGCAACAGUUAUUUAACAAAUACGUUCUCUGAGCUGUGCCCUUUCCCACUGACAUCAAUAAUGGGAAUGCAGAAAGCAGGAGAAGAAAGGAAAGCAGCUACUGCUUUGACACGCUGCAGGAAAAAUCAAUUUUUACCAGCAUGUGACAAAAGCAGUGAGGAAAUGGAUAUUGUUUGCAAGCUUCUGAGAGAACAAUGCAGAAAUGGAGAGCGAGAGAGGAGCCUCUGGAGCAAAGUCAUCCACAGCGUUCCUCAAAUGAGCCGACAUGGAGGAGUGAGCGCUUCUGCUCCACCGUUUGCUACCAGACAAUGCAUAGCUGUUAAUGAAUGUUUGGAUUUUUCUCCAUUGCAGUCUAAGUUACUGUAGGUGUAGAAACUCAUUUGUGUCCUUGUAAUGUGAAACACAGUUUCACCCUCUGUAUAGGAAUCUUGAGAAAUCAGUUAAGCCAAAAAGAAAGGUAAGACUUAUCCUGCCAUGCUUUAAUUUCACCUGCUUUUGCAAGCAGGGGAAUUUCCCCUCCUUUAUAAUGUUUUUAAUUGUAUAGCAAUCUGCUUAACAUAUAUCCUUUUCUGAAGUGUGAUUCAGCUGUGUAUUUAACAUGGAUGUUCAAGAGAAAAAGAAAAACCCAGCUCUGUAAAAUGAGGAAAUGAGCCUCUUUGCUGAGCAUGCUUUGACUUUUGUUGCUGUGCGUCAGCUUUAUUUAAUCUGAUAAUUCAAGAGUGGGUGGCAUGAAGUGUAGGGAGGUUUUUCUCAUAAUACCCACAUUGAUAUUUACCAAAUGCACUUUUAUUGCCAUUCAGCUCGCUCUGGAAAUGCACUGAAGCCCCAAACUUUUGUAAGAGCACAAUUUUGACACCCACUUUCUCCUCCAAAGCAGAAGUGAAGGUCACAGGAAGUGCCACAGGGGCUGGGGCAGCAGCUGGUCGUGGUCAGCAUCCCUCCUCUGGUGCAGGGCAGGCAGCGACAGCUCCGGGCACCCCCGGCGAGCCCAGGCACAGCUCCCCAUCCCAGCCCAGCUGAGCUGCACCCGGGCCCAGGCACAGCUCCCCUGGCUGAGCUGAGUCUGGACAGGGCUCAGGGGCAGCACAAGGGCUGGUUGAGCAGCCCCUGUGUUUGUGAUUACAUCUGUGAGAGCAGCAGGGACACGUGGGAGCGGCGCCUUGGGAACGCAAACGCCUGAGAGGAAAAUCACCAUCUCUCAAGGAUGUUAUGGGGCUUGUUUUUAUCCAUGAGGGCAGUCAGGUUAUGAUAAUCCCAGAUACCUGGGUUACCUGGUUAAAUGCCAUCAUGUCUUAGUGUCUUCCAGCCAGCACAGAGCUGCUCCAGUGGGGUUUUGGGUAGGACAGGCUCUUGUAGCACUGCGUGGGCUGCUGAUGCCCCAAGCAAAGCCUUCUCACAGGGGCUGCCCCAUCCCAACACAGGGAUUUCCCCUGAGGCCACUGGGAGUCACUGGGGCACAGUUUCAGCACAAAACCAAACCUGAUGAUUUCUGACCUCCAACUGAGCCAACAAGCUGUGUGCCAGAAUAUACAGAAAAGCUAGAAGAGCUUUGGAAAUUAAAAAUUAGAAAGCACAAAUCCCCUAAAGACAAAAUAAUAACUAAUGUAAUUUGUAUUUUGCUAAAUCUUAUUUCUAACUGAAUAUCUUGGCUUUAAGCUGGGGGAGGGCAGGUUUGCCUUAGUGGAGAUCAGGGUCUGGCACAGCAAUGUAAAAAUGGAUUUGUGCUGUAGCAUCUUGGAUAGGGGAGCUGGUAUUUGUAAUUGACAUCCUGGAUUUGGGACAUCUUGCAACACUGGAAAAAUUAAAAGCUUGUUCAAGCAAUCAGUCCCUACGUGCAUGCCAGGACGUGCUGGAGCAGGCCUUCCCCAGUUAGUCAUAUUUAAGAUGGGGAAGAGGCACCACAGCAACAUGGGUGAUUUUUUUCUGGGCUGUGCUGGUAAGUUUGAGGUUUUCCUUUUAAUAUUAAUCAGUAUAUAAAAAAAGCUUGAUGAGCAUUGUUGUUCUUGUUCUGCUGCAGUGGUGCUGUGUGUGGUUGAGUCAUUUCACAGAAGUAAAAUAUACAGCAACCUACCAAGCACUGUAAGUGCCAGUAACUUGGAAAAUCAUUUUCAAGUUUAAAAAAAAGUGCUUCUUUUAACAGGAAAACAUUCAGUUUAUGACUUCUACAUAUAAAAAAAAGCUUUUGAUCUCCAAGUAUUUUCCUAAAGUAUUUAAACCCCAAAACUUUGUCUUCUCUUUCUCAGCUUCCUCUUCUAUGAAAGUUUUGCAUGUUCCCAUUAGACAUUUGUAAAAUCAAGGUUUGCUUGUGUUCUUAGAGGAUAAUUGCCAGUAAGAAACCAGACUGUAAGUGUGCUUUUUACCUAUAAUACACAACAUUAAUUAUUAAAUUUGAAGCAUGUUAAAGUUUAUCUAAUGACCCUCACAAUUGCUCCCUCCAGUGAGCUCAUGUGUUGGAAUCUGCAUUGUCCCUUUGCUCUAGGAUGCUUGCCCUGGCACCUGAGGAUGCUGUAGGAAUAGCCAGGUAUCCUGCAUUAGCCAAAGAAAAACCAAAACCAGUUUAAUAAACAUGUCUAGGACUAUGUUAUGAGACUUUCACACAUCUGUUUUCUUUAAACACAUUCAUGUAAAAUAGUGCAAAGGCUUGGGAGAGCCAAGAGCUUUUCACCAGCUCCUGGAAAGCAGAGGGAAUUCUGCAGGAAACAUGGGUCACACUGAGGCUCUUGUUCAGGACUUGUUCAGUCCAAUUUAGGUUUGAGGUAGUGCCACAGUCAGUUCAUGAGCAGAAGGAUGAAGGCACCAGGGUUGAGCUGAAGUUCAGGCAGCUCUGCAGCCUGAUUACUGGCAAGUGAGUUGACUUAAUUAUUAAAAAUAUUUGUUAUUUUGCUUAGCUAAUAGUAAUUUGUUUUUUACAGCACAGGAAACAGCAGAGCAGCUCAGAAGCCAAGGCACAGUGGGGCAAAGGCAAGAGCCACGGGGCUGCUGCCAGCCCUGCAGGGUGGGGAGAGAAGGACAGGAGAGCUCAGGAAACACCUUCAAAUUCCCAAGUAAAGCUUUUGCUCCUUUUUCACCCUGUGUUACCCAGCCAUACUUGACCUAAUUUUCCAGCCUGAGCGGUGCAGAAGAGUGUGUGAUGUGCCAUGACAGCUUGCAUAUGUGUUGUUAUAUUUAAAGAUAUCUUCACUUUUUCCUUUCCCUGCUAGACUCACGGCACCGCAGGGCAGCCUCAGCUCUGGCACACUCGGUGGAAACUGGUGAGCAGGGGAGGGAGUGAGAGAGGGAAAGAUGUUCCAGCUAAACAGACUGGGGGGAAAUCAGGGCAGAGGUAGACAGCACUUCAGUAUGCUGGUGCUCAUAUCUGCUUUUUUCCCUUGUCUUUGAAAUAAUUAAGAGAAAAAGCUCUGCUCCCUACCCCUUCCUUGUGGAUGCAGUGACAAAAGCAGGACUCCAGGUGGGAUUUUGCUCCUGAUGCAGAGCCAUGAUGCUCUGUAACCCCCAGCUAGUGAUGUCCUGAGAUGUUGGCCAAAAACCCCAAAUUCACAAGGGCAUGUCAGGUUUACCUGGUGCUUGCAAAGUGCAUUUUUGGGAAAUGAAAUUUGGUCACAGAGCCUUUGCAAAGCACCACUAAUUGACACCUUGUUAUCCGUCUUUCAUUAACCUAGCCUUUUUUUAAAGCCUGCAACACUUCCAGACACUCUUAAUUCUAAUCUCACCCUUUCCACUCCACCAGUUACUACUGGCUUCCUCCUCCUCUGGAGAGCUGGGUGAAGGUCCCUGUUGUGCAGGCACUGCUGUCCACUUGUUCUCCAGCAUCUUCAUCACUGUGCCAUAGCCUCACUGUGCCAUCACCAUGCCAGCCAGCCCUUCCAAGGGGAUGCAUCACUCCAAACCAGUCACAGUCUGUGGGAGCCCAGAGGUUCCUGGUGGGCUGUGCUCAGCCAAAGCAGGGUCUGUGGGAUCUGGGCUCUUGUGGGAUGCUCAUUCUCUGCAUCACUGAAUGGAGCAUCCUUUUGCUCUUCUGCCCAUUAGCCUCAUAAAGAUGCUCAGAAAUGGAUGUGUAGGUUAUGCAAUAACAUCUGAAUAUUUUUUCUUUUUUACUGCAAUAAUGUCCAGGGUCUCUGGGCUUUGGGGACCUGUGGUAAAAAUUGUUGCCCAAAAAUAGUCCUUUUCCUAAGGAGUUAAUAAUAAGUAUUCAUAUUCAUACAAAGUAAGAACUACACAGUGUUUUAUUGAAAGUUGAAGCUGCUUAGAGUGAUUUCAAUGCCAGGCUGAGGUGUAACAUUAGCUGGUGUCAUACAGCUGGGACUGGGGGUUUGCAGCCCAGAAAUCAGAUGGACAUGUACGUGGAGCCUCCCUCUCUCCUGCUGGGCUAUUCCUUUCUCCACUUGUAUCCAGAAGCCUCUCGGGAGCCAGGAGCUUUUAUUCUUUUCCCUGAGCUCAGCUGUGUACAUUUAUGUGCCAUUUGCCUUUUUUUUUUUUUUUUUGUUUGCUGCUUCUCACAUACUCCGGGGCUCGCCUUUGCUUGGCUCUGACUUGAUCUUCAGCUGCCCAAACCCCUCGGGGGCACAAGAGCCAUUAAUUCCCAGCAGAGCAGCUCUGCAGGGCUAUGUUAAGGCAUAGAUCAUCAGAUUUGCUGUGGAUCCCCUGUGCCUCUGUCUGUAACACCAUCACACUGUCUUGUGCAGUAAGAGCUGUAGCUGCCUGCUCCUUACUGGGCUGGUAACCCAGACUGGGCUGCACUGGGAGGGAGGAUCAUACAGAAAACAGCUCAGCAACCCUCCCAUGCUCCAGCACAGGAAAGUCUAGGCGUGAAAGUAAACUUGUUCUUUGCUGCUAUUAAGCCAGGCAUGUUUAAUAGAGUGUUUGGGGCUGUUAAAGCAAAGCUCCUGGUGCAGGUUCAUGAGGUCCCAGCACGGCAGCGCCCCAGCCUGUUGCUUUCUACUUGUGCUGCAAGGUGCUACAUGAACAAGAGACUUUCCCUGUGCCACCACAUCAGCAGGCAGACUUUCCCCACCCUAUAUGUCUAGGCUUAGCUCCCAGCACUGGUAAGGUCUGCUGCACUGCUCCUGUAAAGGGGAAUAACCUUUUGGAGCAAAAGGAGUGGUAGCAUUGCUCUUCUGCUUGUCCCAUCUGCCCUGCUGCAGUUUGCAAGUAGGUGUUAAAUCCUAAAAGCUUCUCUGGAUGACCCGUGCCUGUCCAGGAUCACCUGCUUGAGGCCAUGGCUAACUAUGCACUGACUCCACCAAAACAGGAUCAUUUUAUCACAGCAGAGAGGGGACCCCCCAGCCUUUGGGCACAGGAGACUGCAGCAAACAACAACAAAAACCCCCAAUUUGCGUGCGUGUAAAAUGAAGAGUCUGUUUGAACUGGCUUGCUGCCAGGUGGGUCACACCGGUGUGACCAGGUAACCUGAACACGCCAGCAGUGCCAGGGGUCUGGGGACACUGUGGGGACACAGGGACACACAGUGCCCUCCCGGCAGCCACAGCUCCCCAGCCCCUGUGGAGGUGUAGCUCGCCAGCAGCAGAACUUGUUGACAUGUUUUGAUGUAAGUAUAACACUGUAUUGUAGUUACGUGGUAUAUGCCAGUAUGUUCAUAGUGUAUACCAACUAGUUAGGGUUUGCUAAUGUACUACAUUUCAAUAAAAAGCAGUUUAAAAAUA
This is a messenger RNA of Melospiza georgiana, 8524 nucleotides long. It is a transcript of the gene RNF130, whose product is annotated as ring finger protein 130. The record is from RefSeq and is a predicted model, not a curated record. The transcript has 8 exons. The coding region runs from base 645 to 1925 and encodes 426 amino acids. Lineage: Eukaryota; Metazoa; Chordata; Aves; Passeriformes; Passerellidae.